Hibiscus syriacus is the source of this 3387-nucleotide messenger RNA. RefSeq names its product protein phosphatase 2C 32-like. Gene Ontology annotation, biological process: protein dephosphorylation. The record is from RefSeq and is a predicted model, not a curated record. Bases 621 to 3302 code for a protein of 893 amino acids. Gene Ontology annotation, molecular function: protein serine/threonine phosphatase activity. Lineage: Eukaryota; Viridiplantae; Streptophyta; Magnoliopsida; Malvales; Malvaceae. The transcript is spliced from 4 exons.
CCUCCUUUGUUUAACUCACAAUAUAUAUACUGUAUAUGUUAUGUAUUAUAAAUACAAGAAAUCUAUGUACUUGCAUAAAGUUGUCUUUAUUUUAGAACAGUUGUUGUAUGACUCAAUGAUUCAAUCACGGGAGGAAAGGUGGUCUCAAUCUGGGUUUUGGUGUUUUAAUUUAUAACAUGGGGUUCUUCGUCAAAAACCAAAACAAAAGGAACUCUUAAAUUUUGGGUGUUUUGUUUUUAUCUGAUGUGUUCCAUUUACUGUCCAUUUGCUCCUCCAGUAGAUCUGGUUUGCUACUUAUGUUCCAUCAGCUGGUUUAUUCAUGCUUCAGCUCCCACUCUUUAAGGUCAGAUCGUCGCAUUUUCACUCUUUCUACUUCCUCUCAUGCCAUUAAUUAUACCCUUUUCAAUUCCGAUUUUCUAGGGAAGAAUUGGGCAUCUGUUAAUUUUAGCUGCGAAGUUGCUGGGUUUUAGGAUGCUAAGUUAUCAGAAUAGUGAUAGGGUGGUUAAAGGGUUUAUUGGGGUUUGGGGUUUUGGUUUGCAUUUGCUUUUGGUGCAAAGUCAUAGAAACCCUCCCUACCAGAGGUUGUAGUCCUUUGGGGGUUCCUCAUAUAGAGAAGAGAAAUGGGUAAUGGGACUUCUCGUGUUGUUGGUUGCUUUGUGCCUUUUAAUGGAAAAAGGGGAGUUGAUUUAGAUUUUCUAGAGCCCUUGGAUGAAGGGUUAGGCCAUUCAUUUUGUUAUGUUAGGCCUCCGAUCUUUGAGUCUCCUGCCAUUACUCCAUCAAACUCUGAGAGGUUUACUAUUGAUUCAAGCACCCUUGAUUCUGAGACGUUAAGUGGGUCAUUUAGACAUGAUAUCUUGGAGGAUUCCACAGGACUACAAAGACAGAGUAGGAGUUUCCGAGAAACCACAUUUAGGACCAUCUCCGGUGCGUCUGUUAGUGCGAAUGUUUCUACAGCUAGAACUGGAAAUCAGAUUGCAAUGUUUGCUACUGAUGUCCAAGAGCCUGCUGCAUCAUUUGAGAGUACCUCCUUAUUUGCUGCAAUCCCUUUGCAGCCAGUUCGCCGUGGUUCUGGUCCUCUGAACGGGUUCCUGUCUGGACCUCUUGAGAGAGGGUUGGCUUCAGGGCCUCUAGAUAAAGGGGGUGGUUUUAUGUCUGGACCAAUUGAGAAGGGUGUGAUGUCUGGGCCACUUGAUGCUGCUGAUAAAUCCAAUUUCUCUGCUCCGCUUGCAUGUGGUCGCAGAAGACCUCAUUUCCAGCGAUUCAUGAGAAGUGUUAGUGGACCAAUGAAAAGGACCUUUUCGAAGCAUUCAAUGGGGUCUGGUUGGAUGCAAAGAAUUUUAUCGUACCCACUGACCCGAUCGGUAUGGCAUGCUAAGGAACCAAAGCUUCGAUCUGAACCCUCUUGGAAUUGUCUUGAAGCGGGGCCGCCUGAAGAGGAAUACGGAAGCAGUCGCAACUUGCAAUGGGCUCAUGGAAAGGCUGGUGAAGAUAGGGUUCAUGUUGUGCUCUCUGAAGAGCAAGGAUGGCUGUUUAUUGGCAUAUAUGAUGGUUUUAGUGGUCCUGAUGCUCCGGAUUUUCUGAUGUGUCAUCUUUAUAAAGCCAUAGACAAGGAAUUGGAAGGGUUGCUAUGGGAUUAUGAAGAUAAAUCUAGAUUUGACUCCUUAAAACCUGAAACAUCUAGGAGUAGAAAUCCUGAUGCUGAUUUAUACUGCAGCAAAGAAGAAAAGUCAAUUUCUUGUUCAGAUCAAGAAAUAUUGUCUACUGUAGGAGAAUUGCUUACUCAAGAAAAUAUUCAAGGUCAAUCGUCUAAUAAUGAAAUUGUUGAGGAAAAGGAUGAUGUAAGGGACAUGGAACAGGAUUUAUCUAAGCAUAGAAAGUCCACUUUAGGGGCUGAAUCUGAAUCUGUUCCACGUGUAAACUUAGCUGGUCAAGGCAGGAAAAGCAUGCGGCUAUAUGAGUUACUUCAGAUGGAGCCAUGGGAUGGUCAAGGUUCUCUGUUAAUCUCACAAAUGGAUAGACAAGUAAAAGGUUUAUGCGAUUGUCAACCGCUUUAUGAUAAUUUAGGAUGCAUCAACUCAUCAAAUUCGAAAGAUGAUAGGUCUAACAUACAAGGCGAUUAUCCAACUACUUCAAGAGAAGAUAUUGGGAAUUUUGAUAAUCCUGGUGCUGCAACUGCUGCUUCCAUGUCAGGGCAAAGGCAGAAUACAAGAAAGUCUCUGUUUGGUUCAAAGGUGCAAAAAUUAUAUCGGAAGCAUAAGUCAUUACAAAAGAAACUUUUUCCUUGGAGUUAUGAUUGGGACAGAGAAGACAUUUGUGUGGAUGAGAAAAUAGUUGAAUCUUCAGGACCUAUUAGAAGGUGCAAAUCUGGAGUUGUUGAUCAUGAUGCUGUGUUAAGAGCAAUGGCUCGUGCACUCGAAAGUACUGAAGAGGCUUAUAUGCAAAUGGUGGAAAAGGCUCUUGACAUCAACCCGGAGCUUGCUUUGAUGGGAUCAUGUGUUCUAGUGAUGUUAAUGAAGGAUGAGGAUGUAUAUGUCAUGAACCUUGGGGAUAGCCGUGUGAUUUUGGCACAAGAAAGACCAAAUGAUUGCCAUCCAAAUCCAAAAUUUGCAAAGGAUGAUUUAAAGUUUAGAAAUAGAUCUAGAGAGUUGCUAGUGCGUAUGGAGCUGGACAGAAUAUCAGAGGAGUCUCCUAUGCAUAACCAACAUGGUCCAGUUAGCUUACUGAACAAGAACAGGGACCUCUCUGUUUGCAGAUUGAAGAUGAAAGCGGUUCAGCUUUCCACUGACCACAGCACAAGUAUUGAAGAGGAAAUCUUAAGAAUAAAGGCAGAGCAUCCUGAUGAUGAGGAAGCCUUUUUAAAUGAUAGGGUGAAAGGGCAAUUGAAAGUCACUAGAGCAUUUGGUGCUGGUUUCCUGAAGAAGCCAGCUUGUAAUGAAGCUCUGCUAGAGAUGUUUCGGAUUGACUAUGUGGGAAACACUCCUUACCUUAGCUGCAUCCCCUCUGUUGUUCACCAUCGGCUCUCCUCUUGUGACCGAUUCUUGGUACUAUCAUCUGAUGGACUUUACCAGUAUUUCAGCAAUGAAGAGGUUGUUGCCCAUGUCACUUGGUUCAUUGAAAAUGUUCCUGAAGGUGAUCCUGCACAAUACCUUGUUACGGAGCUUCUACUCCGUGCUGCAAAAAAGAAUGGAAUGGAUUUUCACGAAUUGCUCGACAUACCCCAUGGAGAUCGGCGUAAGUAUCACGAUGAUGUUUCAGUUAUGGUUGUUUCAUUGGAGGGAAGAAUUUGGAGGUCUUCUGGAUAAUGUUUUUUUUUCCCUUCAUUUUUCUUUUUAUUGUCACCUUUUAACAAUUUCCUCAACAAUGAAAUAUUUUUCAAGCAAGGGUUGA